AUGAAAAUGGGAAAAGUUUUCCUGUUUGCUGUUUUGCUGGCCGUGUUCAUCGGUGUCGCAAACAGUUUAGAAAUCACAGAAAAGGAUUUGGCUUCUGAUGAAAAUUUGUGGAAUUUGUACGAAAGAUGGAGAAGUCAGCAUACUGUUUCUCGAGAUCUUACUGAGAAACAAAAACGUUUCAAUGUCUUCAAGGCCAAUGUCCAUCACAUUCAUAAGGUUAACAAGAUGGACAAGCCCUACAAGUUGAAGCUCAACAAGUUUGCUGAUAUGACCAAUCAUGAGUUCAGAGAUUUCUACAGCUCCAAGAUCAAACAUUUCAGGAUGCUCAAAGGAAGCCGCAGCGAAACUGGAUUCAUGCAUGCCAAUACUGAAAAUCCGCCGGCGUCUGUUGAUUGGAGAAAGCAAGGUGCUGUCACUGGUGUCAAGAAUCAAGGCAAAUGUGGUAGCUGUUGGGCGUUCUCGACUGUAGUUGGAGUAGAGGGAAUCAACAAGCUAAAAACUGGCCAACUAGUCUCUUUAUCUGAGCAAGAACUCGUGGACUGCGAACGCGACAAUGAAGGCUGCAAUGGAGGCCUCAUGGAAAACGCAUACGAGUUCAUUAAAAAAAGUGGAGGAAUCACAACUGAGCGCAUGUAUCCGUACACAGCAAGAGAUGGGCACUGUGAUUUGGCAAAGAUGAAUGCACCAGUUGUGACUAUUGACGGGCAUGAAAUGGUACCUGCAAACGAUGAGAAUGCCUUGAUGAAAGCCGUCGCCAAUCAGCCAGUAUCGAUCGCAAUGGAUGCAUCAGGCUCUGACUUGCAAUUCUACUCAGAGGGAGUAUUCAGUGGAGACUGCGGGAAGGAGCUUGAUCAUGGGGUGGCCAUUGUCGGGUAUGGAACGACUUUGGAUGGAACGAAAUACUGGAUAGUGAAGAACUCGUGGGGAGAGGGAUGGGGAGAACAAGGUUACAUCAGGAUGCAAAGAGGUGUUGAUGCAGCAGAAGGCCUUUGUGGGUUAGCUAUGGAGGCUUCUUAUCCUGUGAAAACAUCCUCAAACCCGACGCCAGCUCCAGGAACUAAAGAUGAACUCUAG
Molecule: messenger RNA, 1074 nt
Organism: Oldenlandia corymbosa var. corymbosa
Lineage: Eukaryota; Viridiplantae; Streptophyta; Magnoliopsida; Gentianales; Rubiaceae
Source: the annotation of a GenBank genome assembly